Molecule: messenger RNA, 1429 nt
Organism: Vicia villosa (hairy vetch)
Lineage: Eukaryota; Viridiplantae; Streptophyta; Magnoliopsida; Fabales; Fabaceae
Exons: 1
Coding region: 419-844 (141 amino acids)
Source: RefSeq, a predicted model, not a curated record
GACUUAUGGCCGGCCCAACAAUUAAAUUCUUACGUGGGAGCCACCUACAGCUGAGCAUGACACAGCAUACCGUUGGAGUUUGCUUUAUACCUCUUUAAAAAGAAUCCUUAUAUUAUAUGAUUUUUCUUUUUCUUUUCUAAUAUUAAAUUGUAUUGUAGUGUCUUGAGCGACCGACUUGGCAGUUGAAAUUGCCAUUUGCCAGAUACAUCACGUAAUGUUGUUAGUUGCAUUACCAACCAGCAUAGGAUGCUUUAUUUGCAAAUUAUUAAUAUUGUUAUUAUUAUUAUUAUAGCUUCAGUUUCUUUGUCAUUUUCUCCUUUGCAUCUCUCUUUUUAAUGAUAACCACCUAUAAAAGUAUUUGCACAAAUAAAUCCCUUCAACUCUAACUCUAAAAACUUCCUACAAUUUCUCUGAAAAUAUGUCUGCUUUUGAGGGAAGGCCAUUGGUUGAGGCUGUGGAACACAAUGAAGAAGAAUUCAAUGAUCAUCAAGAGGUUACUGGAUGUGGGUAUGGGUGCUUUCGUGUUUUAGGGUUGAGAUGGGGUCAAGGCAAUGAUGAGGGUAAAGGUCUACUGGAGCAAAGGGAGGAUUCUUGGUGGGUUUGCAAGUUGAGGAAGAUGAAAGAGGUUUCAGAAGUGAUUGCAGGUCCUAAGUGGAAGACAUUCAUUAGAAAGAUUAGCAUGUAUGGCAAGAAGCAGCAGAAGGGUAGAUUCCAGUAUGAUGAACACAGCUAUGCUCUCAAUUUCAGUAGUGGAGCUCAGAAUGAAGAUGGUGACUUACCGCACAGUUUCUCAGCUAGGUUUAGUGCUCCGUUUCCUUCUGGACGUCGCCAGAAUGAACUAUGAUUCAUUCAUAUAUAUUGUUUAUUAGGUUUUAUUGCUUAAAUUUGUUCACGUGGUAUUCUAUUUUGUAGAAUCAUUCCUCAUUCAUUCUGUAAAGGUCGUUAUGUUAAUAUGCCACUGUUUUCGACUUUUAUUUUCCCUUGCCCAAGUUUUCUACAGAGAAAUGAUAUUUUUACUUCAAAAUUUUGAUGUCAAAUAUCUGUCCUCUGAUUUUUGUAUCUUUUUGAAAUAUGUGUAACUGUCCUCAUUUUUGUAUAUUGUUUUGAAAUAUAUGUAAAUUGUAGAGGAUAAAAAAUAAGAUAAAGAUAAAUAUAUAUUGGUAUUAGAAUAUUGAUGUUUAAAUAAUACAACUUUUUCCUGAACCCAACAAAAAGUUAGAAGAACUAGGACAUGUAGCAUGGUAAGAUUACAAUUUACAACAAUUCUGUUUUUUUUAAGACAAAAUUGGAAGAUGGAGAAAUAUGAAAUGAUGCAUAAGAAUAUAUAUUUUUAGUAGAUGUAUUCUAGGGAUAAACAUGCUUAAGACAAAGACGUUGAAAACAAAUUCACUAUAGCUAUUGGAAUUUGGAAGUUGUCAUUGUUCACACC